AUGGACCAAACUCCAUCUUUCUAUGACCUGGAGCCUGUGAGCAGUGGCCAGCACACCAGCGCCAUUGCAGCUCUGCGGUUAUUACGGAGCUACAACCACUUUGUGGUACCACCAGAUCAGCAUUCAAUGGUACCACUACUGGCAACAUUACCACCUCCGUGCCUACCAACCUACUGUCAACACCUCCCUGUACGACCUUCAAUCGUACCCGCAACUCAGAUCACAUCUCUAUGUGAUGAGGCUCGGCGCCGCGGUGAGAAACGACCCAUUCCCAGCGAGCUGAAAGAUGAGAAGUACUUCGAGAGGAGAAGACGUAACAAUCAGGCUGCUAAGAAGUCUAGAGACGCCAGGAGAAUGAGAGAGGAUCAGGUACAACAUACAUACAUACACUCACGCCUUGUUUCCAUAGCGUGGCGCGCGUGUUUGUUAGAACAAGAGAACGCGUCGCUUCGUGCGCACGUGGCAGCCCUGCGGCAGGAAACAAUAGCGCUGCGGGCGUUAUUGGCGGCUCGAGACGACGUACAAGCACCACUUCCGUCUUCUACCACAGAUUAA
Leptidea sinapis is the source of this 555-nucleotide messenger RNA. RefSeq lists its product as uncharacterized. The record is from RefSeq and is a predicted model, not a curated record. Gene Ontology annotation, molecular function: DNA-binding transcription factor activity, RNA polymerase II-specific; RNA polymerase II cis-regulatory region sequence-specific DNA binding. NCBI's taxonomy places the organism in Eukaryota, Metazoa, Arthropoda, Insecta, Lepidoptera, Pieridae. The coding region runs from base 1 to 555 and encodes 184 amino acids. Gene Ontology annotation, biological process: regulation of transcription by RNA polymerase II. The transcript has 4 exons. Gene Ontology annotation, cellular component: nucleus.